Messenger RNA from Trichoderma virens Gv29-8, 3162 nucleotides. RefSeq lists its product as uncharacterized. The transcript has 3 exons. Bases 1 to 3162 code for a protein of 1053 amino acids. The record is from RefSeq and is a predicted model, not a curated record. NCBI's taxonomy places the organism in Eukaryota, Fungi, Ascomycota, Sordariomycetes, Hypocreales, Hypocreaceae.
AUGUCCAAUGAAACUCUUGAAAAUUACAAGGGCGAUGCCCAUGACAUUUACUUGGGGAAAAACCGUCGGCUUGCCGACCCUAUCUUCUUCCCAGCCCCUGGGCGCGCGGCUCUUAUGAUAGAGAGAAAACAGAAGACACUUGCCCUGGAAAUGGAAGCGGAGCCGGAUGGACCACGAGAGAUGACAAGAGCUUUCAUGAGUCGAUGGGGCUGGGGGUAUCUCAUAAGAUAUCCACCGGGUGAUCCAAAUCCGCGAUUCGAAGAUUACGAAAAGUGCAUGGACGCAAUGGCUGCUGAUGUGCAAGAGACUUGGGACAAGAUCCAACGAUUGGUUAGAAACCACGAGGAUGACAUCCAACGUUGGAUCCUUGACUCUUAUAUGAGCUUAGAAAACGAAGAACCUCUUACCAACAGCAGCCCAUAUGCCUCCAUGACAUCGAGUUGGCAUCCAACUGUUACGGCUUUUAACAACUGCCACCCAGACAUCAGCACUUUCAUGGAACCUAACUCGAUAGAAUCCGAUUUUCACAUAAAAAUCCCCGAUUCGAACGCACCUUUACUAUUCCCUUUUAUAUUUAUCAAUCGAUAUUUCUCGGCGAGUGCAAUGACUCAAGUAGGCGACAUUCGAAAUCAUCAUACUGUUUUUUAUAACCAUCUUUACAACUUUUACGAUAGCCGGCUACCAAUAAACUGGCCACAUGAAUAUGAACCCGAACCCGCUGUCAUCACAAACCCGCCGGCUUCAGCCAAUUGGCCAGAAUCACGCGAAUUCUACAAACAAAAACGUCUCACGUUCUUGGCCCCUCACAUCGCUUCAUCUGACUUGCUAGAGCCUGGUCGGCUGUUUUCCUUGAUCCACUCUCGUGGCAGGCAACACCCUUCUGUUUUUGCAAAAAAGGACAAUGAUAUGACUUUUAUUGGCAGACGGACCAAUUAUCUGACAGACCCUUUGAUUGCAAACCGUAUGGUUAGCUUUGACAUCUCCCAGUCUGGUUCCGUAAAGAGCUAUCGUCCAGAACUAUGGAAGGGAUGGACUAAUCGCCCAGACGAUGAACUCUCCGCUGAGGAUAAGGAAGAAUAUGAUGAUCUUUGGCAUCGAGGACAGCUCUUUGCGCCAUCUGAGGCUUGGAUCAUGCUUCAAAGUCAGCGGGUUACUUAUUACUAUCUCUGGCAUCUCCUCACAGAUAUCUGCGACAAGAUGAAACUUAACCCUAGCGCGCGAUUGGCUCUCAAAUCUCCCAAAGAACAGAGCGAGGUAUUGAGCAAUGUUAGAACCACGAUGAGUAAGGAGCACCAUCUGAAAGACUGGUUUGAUUUUGCCAGGAAUCAGCCUUCCUUACUUCCACCCACACAGAUCUCACCAAUUUACUUUACAGAGCUGCAAUCCACGAUGGAAGAGGCAGAGGAGAGUAUUCGAAAGCUGUUUAACGACCCAGGCUUUUUCUUUGACAUGGUUUACGAGCUUAGGGAACAUCAUUGGGGAAAUAUUGGGAUGAAAAGUGACGAGAAAAGUCCUGAUGAAGUGGAUCAAUAUUCAGCAUACGUGGAACAAUACACAAAUGAGCAGACUUGCCAUAUGCUCUAUUAUGAUCUCAUAAGAGGAGUGGUGAGGCGGCACAUUUUUGAGUUUUACAUGUGGUAUUCUAUCUACACCCGCCUGCGGGAAUUCGAAAGCAAGAUGAAAGAAACGUUUCCAGACUACGGCAAGGAAGGCUAUUCUGACACAGAUGGAACCAACAGGGCCCAGCAGCCUCCGGUUUUUCUCUCUGACAAAAUGAAACAAAAGCACGCCAAAUUAGCAGAAGAAUACAUGUCAUUGGUUGUUUUGAUUCGGUACCAUGCCAUUUUCUUCGUCAAUGAAUUCCGUAAGAAGGGCAUUCACGCUGGUUCGCCAAUAAUGUCCCAUCUAGUAUAUAGCAUCGGACCACCUCAGGAAGAAAUCCAAGACCGCGCAUGCAACAUACAGAAGAAUCACUAUUACGCUCCAGACCUGAAAUACCGCUCAAAGACCAGGGAUAAAAAGUUCAAUAUCAACAAAUUAGAAAAGAACGUCCUCAAAGUAUCUGUCUUUGAUGCCAUUGAAACCUUCAUCGUGAAUCCUUUAGACCGCACGAACUGCGGAAUCAAGGAGGCAGUACGCUAUCUCCAGGAAGUGCGGCAGGUCACAGAAGACAAGAGGGAAGGUGUAUUCACAGAAUUAAUCGCUGAUACAAUAUACAGUCUCGAUAUCCUGACUUCGCUCGCCGACCACUUGGAGUCUCUUUGGCCUGCCAUGGACAGAAUCGGUGGCGGAGAGGUUGAUGAAACGGUUCGCCGAAAGUAUUUUGACCAAGCUAGCAGAGAUAUCUCCAUCAACUUUCUACAUUUUGACGAGUUUAACUUUGACAAGAUCCCAAAGGAGCGUAUGAACAGAUUAUUCCUCUUCUUCGAUGAACUUCAGGGCUUUGCGCGCGAAUCCAUCUCGAUGGGACAUGCCAAAUACGAUCUAAAGAGAUUCGGAGCGUCGCUGCUCCGCGAUUAUAUAUACCCCCAUAACGAGCAAUUCGGGGGUCUCAAAGCCAACGAAGAAGCAAUUUCUCGGCUCGAAAAGGCAAUGGGCGCUGAGGAGAUAGUGGCGGCAGCAAAGCGCCAACGACAAAGAGAUGCCUUCAUCGACCUAUUGGAAUCAUCCCCACCUAACGCGGCAACAGAGAAGAAGCGGCUGAAGAAGCUCGCUCGCCGUCAGAAAAGAUCAAAGACACAAGCAGAACCAUCCGGUGAGCCAACCUCCGAUUUAGGCAAGGAGAAAGACGAGACAACGCCAGAUGUGGGAGAAGACAGCGUCGCAAAUGAGGACAUAUACAACCCGCGAUGGGAAGAGUCACUCCAUGCUAGUCUCACACAGUUUUUGUUCUCAUCUAUCCACGAAACUCGUCUUCUGGCCCAAUCUCAAACCACUGCGCCAAAAUCCAACGCUGCCAUCGGGCCAGCGCCCAAUGCCCCCGAUGGCUCUCCCAAAGGCAUCAUCAAGAAGCAUGAAUGGGCCACGCUAAAAGCAAUCUAUGGCAUCAAAGUCAGAGAAGACGAAGCAGUUUCGGUUUCCUACGCCCAGCUCAAGGCUGCGAUGGAGGCAUUGGGAUACAAGCAGGCUAGGGGUAGAGGGAGCCAUAAAGAUGAAGCAUAG